AUGGAGGCAGAAGGGCCACUGGUAACAGCAGCAGAGGAGGCACCAGAAGAAGCAGCAGAUGAAGCACCAGAAGAAGCGGCACUAGAAGCAGCACUGGAAGCGCCAGAAGAAGCGGCACUAGAAGCGGCAGAAGAAGCACCUGAAGAAGCAGCACUGGAGGCAGCAGAAGAAGCAGCACUGGAUGCAGCACUAGAGGCAGCACUGGAAGCAGCACUCGAGGCAGCAGAAGAAGCAGCUGAAGAGGCGGCACUGGAAGCAGCAGAAGAAGCAGCACUGGAUGCAGCAGAUGAAGCGGCGCUGGAAGAAGCAGCACUAGAUGAAACAGCACUGGACGAAGCGGUACAAACCAAACCAGUGCUACUAGCAGAGUUACAGGAAAUAGUAGGGCUCUGGAUAGUAGAAAUUUGA
This is a messenger RNA of Sugiyamaella lignohabitans, 408 nucleotides long. Its product is annotated as putative MAP7 domain-containing protein 3. NCBI's taxonomy places the organism in Eukaryota, Fungi, Ascomycota, Dipodascomycetes, Dipodascales, Trichomonascaceae. The transcript has a single exon. The record is from RefSeq and is a predicted model, not a curated record. The coding region runs from base 1 to 408 and encodes 135 amino acids.